AUGCCAAAACUCACACCACCUACUACGCCGCACACAACUCCACGCACCACAUCAAACACCACGCCGUGCACUACACCAAAUACCACGUCACGGAUUACACCAAAUACUACACCUGCUGCUGCAACCACGCUGCCUGUUACUGCAACCACACCGCCCGUUACUGCAACCACAUCGCCCACUGCAACCACACUGCGCAUUACACCAAAUACUACACCUGCUGCUGCAACCACGCUGCCUGUUACUGCAACCACGCCACCCGUUACUGCAACCACAUCGCCCGCUGCUGCAACUAUGCCGCCCGCUGCUGCAACCACGCCGCAUAUUACUGCGCCCACCACACCGCCUGCUACCACUGCAAUACCACUGCUAUGCCUGCUGUCGCCAACACACAACCUACUGCUACUGCCGGUGCUGUCACCACCACACUACCUACUGCUACUAUUGAUAAAAAUGAUAAAAAUAUUACGAAUUAUAAAUGAACUUAGGGAUGAUGAUCAAAUGAUGGAUAUUGACGAGGUGUUAAAUAUUAGUCGAAUUGCUUUAAAGACAGUAAAGACGACUGUCUAUAUGGAAAUCCGUAAUCAUCUUCCUUCGGUUUCUGAAGAAACGUUAAGAAAGAGAAUGCAAAAAGUGAAGAAUAUUUAUAAUUUAUUUAAAGAUAUUGGGG
Dentiscutata erythropus is the source of this 667-nucleotide messenger RNA. The record is from the annotation of a GenBank genome assembly. Lineage: Eukaryota; Fungi; Glomeromycota; Glomeromycetes; Diversisporales; Gigasporaceae.